Messenger RNA from Entelurus aequoreus (snake pipefish), 1833 nucleotides. RefSeq names its product 5,6-dihydroxyindole-2-carboxylic acid oxidase-like. Gene Ontology annotation, cellular component: melanosome. NCBI's taxonomy places the organism in Eukaryota, Metazoa, Chordata, Actinopteri, Syngnathiformes, Syngnathidae. Gene Ontology annotation, biological process: melanosome organization; melanocyte differentiation. Bases 66 to 1667 code for a protein of 533 amino acids. Gene Ontology annotation, molecular function: oxidoreductase activity. The record is from RefSeq and is a predicted model, not a curated record. The transcript is spliced from 9 exons.
GUCAGAGGAGUCGGAAGAACGGACUCUUGGGGGCCGACUAAGACUUUGGCACAGAGAGGAUCAACAUGCAGACUAACAGCCUUUGGAGAGCGGCGCUCCUGGUGGCGACCCUCAGUGUCCACCUGAGUCUGGCCCAGUUCCCCCGGGACUGCGUGACCCCAGAGGGGCUGCGGAGCGGCCAGUGCUGCCCCUCCCUGUCGGGCCUGGCGGGGGACGAGUGCGGCUCCAGCACGGGGCGGGGUCAGUGUGUUUCCAUCGCUGCCGACAACCGGCGCCACGGCCCCCAGUACCCGUACGCCGGGCGGGACGACCGUGAGCGCUGGCCCCUGCGCUUCUUCAACCGCACCUGUCAGUGUAACGGCAACUUCAGCGGCUACAACUGUGGGCGUUGUCGACACGGGUUGACCGGGCCCAACUGUGACCAGAGGAUCUCUGUGGUGCGGAGGAAUUUGAUGCAAAUGAGCUCAGCUGAUAAACAAGCCUUCAUCAGCGCUUUGGACCGAGCCAAGAGUACCGUCCACCCCGACCUCGUCAUCUGCACCAGAAGGUACCAGGAGAUUUGGGGCCCGGACGGGACCACGCCCCAGUUUGAGAACAUCACCAUCUACAACUACUUUGUGUGGAGCCACUACUACUCCGUCAGCAAGACCUUCCUGGGCACCGGACAGUCCAGCUUCGGAGGAGUGGACUUUUCCCACGAGGGCCCCGGUUUUGUCACCUGGCACCGCUUUCACCUGCUGCAACUGGAGAGAGACAUGCAGGACAUGCUGGGCGAUGCCACCUUCGCACUGCCCUACUGGAACUUCGCCAUCGGGGGCAGCGAAUGCGACAUUUGCACAGACGACCUCCUGGGAGCCAGGAGCGCCUUCGACCUGAACUCCAUCAGCCCCAACUCGGUCUUCUCCCAGUGGAGGGUGGUCUGCGAGAGCGUGGAGGACUACGACAACAUGGGCACCAUCUGCAACAACACAGAGACCAGUCCCAUCAGGAGGAACCCGGCAGGAAACGUGGCGCGGCCCACGGUCCAGAAGCUGCCGGAGCCUCAGGACGUGGUGGACUGUCUGCAGCUCAACACCUUUGACACGCCCCCUUACUACUCCACCUCCUCCGAGAGCUUCAGGAACUCCAUCGAAGGCUACAGCGCUCCGCAGGGGGCGUACGACCCGGUCAUCCGCAGCCUGCACAACCUGGCCCACCUCUUCCUGAACGGCACAGGUGGACAGACUCACCUGUCGCCCAACGACCCCAUCUUCGUCCUGCUGCACACCUUCACCGACGCCAUCUUUGACGAGUGGCUCAGCAGACACCAACCAGGAGAGAUCGUGUACCCUGAAGAGAACGCUCCUAUUGGACACAACCGCCUGUUCAACAUGGUUCCCUUCUGGCCGCCCGUCACCAACGCCCAGAUGUUUGUACCCGCCCCCCAGAACCUGGGCUACUCCUACGAGGUCCAGUGGCCCGUGCGAGCCUACACGGUGUCUGAGAUCAUCACCAUCGCCAUUGUGGGGGCGGUGCUUGUGGUGGCGCUGAUGGGCGGAGUCACAGCCUGCGCGGUGCGAGCGCGGUCGUAUCGCUCGGCCGAGGCCUUGGAACCCCUGCUGGGAGACACCUUCAGGCGCUACUCGGAGGACGAGCGCAGGUUGGACAAGUCCCAGUCUGUAGUCUAGUCCCAGUCACUAGUCUAGUCCCAAUCUGUAGUCUAGUCCCAGUCACUAGUCUAGUCCCAGUCACUAGUCUAGUCCCAAUCUGUAGUCUAGUCUCAGUCACUAGUCUAGUCCCAGUCACUAGUCUAGUCCCAAUCUGUAGUCUAGUCCCAGUCACUAGUCUAGUCCC